AUGACUACUUAUAUCGGUAAGAAAGAAGUUACAAUUAAGGACCUUACAUUUGUCCCUUGGAUCUCUGAAGAAAAAAUCUAAGAAUAAAUUAAGAGACUUGCUAAAGAAAUCUCUGCUGAAUACAAAGAUAAGAACCCUUUGUUCAUUGGUAUUUUGAACGGUGCUUUUGUUUUUUGCAGUGACUUAGUCAGAAACCUAGAAUUCUUUGAAUGCAAUAUUGAAUUUUGCAGAGUUGCUAGUUAUGUUGGAACUAAAAGCACAGAAAAAAUAACUGAGUUAAUUGGCUUAAAAAAUAACCUUAAAGGAAGACAUGUAGUUUUUGUAGAAGAUAUUAUUGACACUGGUCUUACCAUGAGCUCUCUUGUACAAUCUGUUUAAAAGUUUGAACCAGAAAGCAUUAAAAUCUGUACUUUGUUCUAUAAGCCUGCCAAUUUGAAAGUUAAACUUAACCCUGAAUUCAUUGGAUUUACAAUUGAACCUAAAUUCAUUCUUGGAUACGGACUUGAUAUUGAUGAAUGGGCUAGAAACAUGAGAGAUAUCUGGGUUUUAAAAAGCCACUAUACUCCAUAACCAGAUAUAGUAAAGAGCGAUCAAUGCAAUGUUUGCACUCAAUUUUGA
This is a messenger RNA of Tetrahymena thermophila SB210, 618 nucleotides long. RefSeq names its product hypoxanthine guanine phosphoribosyltransferase. The record is from RefSeq and is a predicted model, not a curated record. Gene Ontology annotation, molecular function: magnesium ion binding; hypoxanthine phosphoribosyltransferase activity. Gene Ontology annotation, biological process: purine ribonucleoside salvage; hypoxanthine metabolic process; GMP salvage. The transcript has a single exon. Lineage: Eukaryota; Ciliophora; Oligohymenophorea; Hymenostomatida; Tetrahymenidae.